Molecule: messenger RNA, 2040 nt
Organism: Pipistrellus kuhlii (Kuhl's pipistrelle)
Lineage: Eukaryota; Metazoa; Chordata; Mammalia; Chiroptera; Vespertilionidae
Gene: DUSP22
Product: dual specificity phosphatase 22
Exons: 8
Coding region: 407-1069 (220 amino acids)
Biological process (GO): positive regulation of JNK cascade; regulation of cell population proliferation; protein dephosphorylation
Cellular component (GO): cytosol
Molecular function (GO): protein tyrosine/serine/threonine phosphatase activity
Source: RefSeq, a predicted model, not a curated record
CGCUCGAGGCCGCCUCCCGCCGGAGCCGCUCUGCGCCCCUCCCCCGCCGGCCGCCGGAGCCCGACCACACGCCCCAGGGAGCCGGGGGGAGGGGACGGGGGCCUCCUCGGCGGACGGGCUGAGCGGCUCCUGUUCCCGGCUGGGACGCCGCCGCUCCGCCCGGCCGAGCCGGGAAGUCCGGGGCGGGCGAGCGGAAAACCCCAGGGUCCGGCCUGGUGGGGAGCCAGCCGCGCCGCCGGCCGCCCCAGAUUCCCGUUGUUGUUGUUGACAGUCAGUGCACGCAGUCCCUCCCCGCGCCUCCUCCCUCCCGCCCCACCUGCUCCCCGGCUCCCGGCCCCGCCACUAGGGAGCCUGCGCCCUCGGAGCCGGGUGUGGGAGCGGGCGCUGGAGCGCGCAUUCGGCCGCCAUGGGGAAUGGGAUGAACAAGCAUUGCAGAUUCAUUUCAUAUCGAAGGAACAGAUGCUUAAGGCCUAUCCUGCCUGGCCUGUAUAUUGGCAACUUCAAAGAUGCCAGAGAUGCAGAACAGUUGAGCAGGAACAAGGUGACCCACAUCCUGUCUGUCCAUGAUAGUGCCAGACCCAUGUUAGAGGGGGUUAAAUACCUGUGUAUUCCAGCAGCGGAUUCACCAUCUCAAAACCUGACAAGACAUUUCAAAGAAAGUAUUAAAUUCAUUCACGAGUGCCGGCUCCGGGGAGAGGGCUGUCUUGUCCACUGCCUGGCCGGUGUCUCCAGGAGUGUGACUCUGGUGAUCGCGUACAUCAUGACCGUCACUGACUUUGGCUGGGAAGAUGCCCUGCACACUGUGCGUGCAGGCAGGUCCUGUGCCAACCCCAACCUGGGCUUCCAGAGACAGCUCCAGGAAUUUGAGAAGCAUGAAGUGCAUGAGUACCGGCAAUGGCUGAAGGAGGAGUAUGGAGAGAACCCUUUGAGGGAUGCAGAAGAAGCCAGGAACAUUCUGGGUAAAUAUAAAGAGCUGGGGCGCACGGAGGCCCCACCUGGCACCUGGAGAGAGAGCAGCUUUCAGGCCCUGUCUCCUCUGACCUACAGCAAGUACCCUACGGAGACCUAACACUGCGACCUGGUGCCUGCCUUUCUGCCAGGCGCCUGGUGUGCUGGGAGCCACCUCGCCUCGGAGGACAGGAGGGAAGGGUGGCGAAGAAGGUGGAUCCAGGCUCUUACCCAGGACCUCCCCAGCCUUGCCUCAGGCCCUUCCACACUGUCUUCCCAAAAUUUCUGCACUGACUGGAGGCUGCUUGCUUUCCACACUGUCACUUGCUCUAUGAGGGUCAGUGUGCAUGUGUGUGUGUGUGUGUGUGUGUGUGUGUGUGUGUGUGUGUCUGCAUGUGUGAGUGUGUGAACAGUGCCAAGCACUUAGUCCACACUGCCAGCUGCUACCACCCCUUUUCUUUUGUCCAGUGCUCCAAGUGAGGGCUUUCCUGUCAGCAUCUGCAGUGUUGCGCAGCCAGAAGCCAUCCUUGUCUGAGAGCACGCACUGAGAACUCGGGGCAGUGGCUGAAGGCAGCAGCCCCCAGUAUGCAGGUGGCUGUGGCAGGGCAGCAGGUGGCCAGACUUCCUCUGAUAUGGCUUCAGGGGCUUGGAAGGUGGUGGUGGUCAGAGUUCUGACCAUUGCCUAGACUUAGAGUGCCCCAGGCCUGGACUUCCUGCUGCCUCAAGUCAGGUCUCCUUGCAGCCCAUCAUGUCCCCAGGUUCUGCGUGGUAUUUGUUCUCUCUGGCACCCACUGCAUUUUAGUCUCAUGGGGAGCACUACCAAUUCAGCCAAAGCUGUGUGCUCAGAAUGUCCUGCCUUCCUCUUCCCCCCCACUUCACUCUCUCCCAACCACUUGCUGUCUCCCUCUACAAGGGGCUCUUCGAAAGGCUUGCCAGCACCUUUAAGUAUUGGGAAGAAAGAACAUUUAUUAGGCAUUGUAGCAGCUUGCAUUUAAAACUACAUUUUUAAAUGUGCACUUAUUGCGCACCUUUGUGUAUGCGGUGGAUUUUAUCUUUGAUCUCAGCUACCUCAUUAAAUGUUUUUUGAAAAGG